CGUACUUUCCCUCGAUCCCUUGAUUGUCACUGGAGAAUGAGAGAAGAGCGACAGCUUACAGCAGUUCCAGUCGGCGCGCGGCGUCCGUCGUGACGCAAUUCAACUUCAUCGCGUUAAAUGUGUUGUACCCGUGUGCUUAUCACUUAGCUUGGAAUUUGCAAUUAAUAAUUAGUUAAACCGCCAAUUUUUUUAACACAAAUCACUCUGACGAGUCUCGAUUGUCGAAUAAUUGAGGGAUGCGUAGGAGAGAUGCUCAAGUCAUUAAAUGCAAUGGAAACCCAGCAUUGCGAUUGAAUCGACGACCCAAUCUUCUCUCAUCGGGAAUAGAUAUCACAAUAUUGCAAGAAAAAUGAAGAAUUAAAUGGAAUAUGCCGCUAUCGUCCACUACUACCCUUGUUGGAGAAUUAACGACUAGCUUCAUACCCACCGUUACCAAGAUUGACAUCAGUCCGGUCUCAGUUAUUCUGGCGAUCUCCGUAGUGUGUAUUCUCUCGCCCAUCACCGUUACCGGUAAUUCCAUCAUCCUAGCAGCCUUCUACAGGUACAAAAGACUCAGGACUGCUUCCAAUUGUCUUUUAGUCUCGUUGGCUAUUAGCGAUUUCGGGAUCGGUGUGUUUAUGCCAGUCGGGAUACAGCUGGAGCUCUCCGGUUUACCAGAAAACGGCGUUUCCGCUCUCUGCAUCGUGCCAUAUUGCAUUGCGAUCGCGCUCUGUAGUGUGAGUGUCCUAGUUACUGUGGCCAUCGCGGUGGACCGUUUGACUUCGUUGGCGCAACCGUUGCGAUAUAAAAACAUCAUCACUCACAGCAGCGUAGAAAAAUAUAUCGCGGUCUUUUGGAUAUAUGCGAUCGCUGUUGGUCUCUCACCUCUCAUCUAUGUUCAAGUCAUCGGAGGGAUGCAAUCGCACAGCGGAAACUGCAGAUUCGAUGCGGCCGUAUUACCACCAGUCAGAGUGUUUCUGGUCGUAGCAGUUUGGGCACCGAGUGCCCUGGUUCUAUUGGGUUGCUACAUGUACGUCUAUCUUGUCGCACGUGCACAUGCACGUGCGAUUUACACAGUGGAAUUAUCGUUUAGACAUCAAACGCAGACGUUGGCACUACCUCGUUAUGGACAAACCCUAGCAGUCACGGUUGGCGCAUUUUUUAUUCUGUGGCUUCCAUUUCAAACUUGCAUGCUGGUAGACAUUUUCUAUGGUACCAACAUCCUAUCGGAAUGGGCGGUGGUGUGGCUAGGUUUGCCAAUCCUUGCGCAUAGCGGCGCGAAUCCAUGGAUCUAUGCUUUUCAUCAUGGUGAGAUGCGCAUCGCUGCCGGAAAAAUUGCUCAAGAUCUGGUCGCUUUGUUUGGUGUGAUGCCGGGCCAUUACGGCUGUUCACCGACAAGAUGCGGUACCAACACGAAUCUUGAAUUGGCCGAGGUGAAUUAUGAUGAAGAGAGCAACGAAAGCAGACGGCAUCCACCCGUAGAGGAUUGCUUUACUACUACUAAGCAUAAAGCUCUUUAUAAGAAUAGAUGCUUAGAAAUAUCAGGUAGACACACCGAUAUCUCGCUCGAGAAGCAUGACAACGAGCAUAUUGCGUCCUGCAGCAGUCGACCGGGCGACAUCAUUGAGGAAAAUAUUCACGACCUGACGAAAAUGCUCGAGCCAAGAUACAUCAUCGAUCGGAAUCACAUUAUCGAUUCCAAUCACAAUAUCGACAAGAUAAAAAAUCUCAAGUAUUUGCUGGAUCCGACUUUCAACAAGAUUAGGCAUCUCCGACGAUUGAAUCACAAACGAAUAAAUGGGAAUAAUUUACCGUUGAUUUUCGAGUCGGAGAAAUUUAUAUCUUAUCAGAAUUUGAAGAGCGACGGCUCACACAGCAAUCGUAAGUUUCUUCAAUUGAACGCCCUAUCGGAUCCAAUACUAAAUAUCGAUACUUCCGUAGUAGACACGAAGAACUCGAACCAAGUAAUGUACCGCGUAAAUAAUGUUGUCUAUCAAAGACGGAAUCCAAACUUGACCAUGUCAGAUUCGAAUCUCGGAGCGGCAACGGUGCAUGCUUCCGAGGUAAGCACGAGACUCUUUCCGAUAAGUGAUAACGACACGGAAAGAUACGGUUAUUCCGUGCAAAAUCUCAAUCACGGAUACGAGGACGCAUUAGCGAGGCACGCAAUGCUUUGUCGACAGAUGGAGGAUCAACAGAGAGAAGCCUUUAGCAAGACUUCUUCUCGCCCGCGACCCAAGUUUCGCCAUUUCGGACACGUGAAUCCGAAUCUGAAGCACAAACUGCGAAACGGCUGCUCCUCCUCGUCGUCGGCGCUUAAUAACGUCAAGACAAGCUGCGAGACGGAUACCUUGAAGCGAAGCGCACUCCCGCACCUAACUAUUACAUCGAAUAAAUUAGCCAAUCUUAUUAACCUAGACUCACCAUCGAGAAAUACGCGCACACCCGCGCACAUAAUAAAUUUUACUGCCAAAACCAUGACGCAAACUCAUAGAAAGUUGGAGGCAUUGAAACACUCCGAGUCGAUUAAUGCAAUCGGCGAUCCAGUGAUGCACCGAGUAACUCUGUUGGAGCCUUCCAACUUGAUGGAUUCGUUGAUUGUUCCGACGAUACAUUCGGAACCUCCGAGUCCUAUAGAUCCUCUUCCCGCGGCAUUUCUUCAGGCCGAAGAGACGCAGAGUCUUGAGAUCCCGAGAUCUGUCGUGGACGUCGCGCAACGCACUAGAUCGCCUAUAAAUAAAAGAAGCAAUCAGAAGCCCAUGAGACGCUCAAUUCCUAUAGUACCGACCGUGUUACUAAAUAUCGAGGACUUGAGCGAACCGUUCGAACAAAGUGAUGAUCAAAUUCCAAGUCAAAGGAGCGACCCUCCAUCUUCCGGUAAUACGUCGACGUUGGAGCCGAUCGAUCUUUUCGAGGCACUGCUGAGGAACUCGGACAAAAAUAGAGACACGAGAUUAUCGGAACCCAUCUUCGCCGAGCACGAUUCCACCAGGUUUAGCUCAAGACGUCCAUCCGAUUCAAAAUGGUCCGAGUCCUCUAGGAGCCAAGAAGUCUUAUCGAACGCCGCAAUGGAGCAUCAAAUCGCGUUCCCAUUGUUUUAUUCGGUCAACGACUUUCAGACUUGUAACAGCGGCAGCGAUCUCAAUGAUCUCACCUCCUUGGACCCCUUUAUGUGUCCCGAUGCUCUGACGUCAUCUCUGCGCGAGUCCUUCUUCAGCGCGCCAUCCAUGCCUGACUCGGAUAUAUUCACGUCUUUCGAGGAGAGCUACGAGCCGGUCUUUACGCCCGAUUCUGAGCGGGACGCAUUGGCGUACAAUUCGAUGUCAACAAUGAAUUUGAAGAAGUGUGCUGUAGAAGCGGCUUUUCAAAGUAGAUCUACGGAAUCAGUGCACCGUGUCAGACAUCCCUCGACACGGUCCUGCACGAUUCUUAGAGUAGAACCGGCCGUACAUUCGAACAGAUUGCGCGUCAGAUCCUGCGUGAAUUACAUCUUGAAGGAACCGCCGCCGGUUAAGAGAAACCCGCGUCUGGCGCCUCUUGCUAUUCCCACACCCACCGAUAUCUGCACUCCUACGUUUGACAUCAUAUCAGAAAUCAAAAGCGAUAACGGUAUUGGCGUUAGAGUUUGAAUCGUUCAGAAGAUAAAUAAGAGUCUGCGAAUUUCCUCGCGUGUUUGCACAAGAGAUAUUUAUCGCAAUAUCGAACUUGAAAUUCUCGAAAGAAUUUGAAAAUUUCUCUAUUGACUUGUAAAAAGAGAAAGAAAGAAAGAGAAAAAUAAGAUUUCAGAGAGUGUGCGAAAGCAUAUAUAAUACGCAGGACAUUUUUAUAUUCCAGAUAUAUCGCAUAUAAAUUAACAAAACGUAUGAAAUACUAUUGUCAAAUAAGUCUCACGUAUGUUUUUAAUAAUUUCUUUUAUUUGUAAUGUGCUACUCGAUAAUGUAACCAAGUUAUUCGUGUAAUUAGUAUUAUAUGGACCAUAAUUUGUUAUAAUUCAUUUUAACAUUUUUUUCGUGAAAGGCAACGUAUGCUUAAAAUAUUAUUUAAUGUGUACAGCUAUUUAUAUACUACUUUUUUACUUGCACAACUCUUACACUUUUUUAUCUUUUUCAAUACUUGAUACUAUCAUACUUGUUUAUACUUCUUAUAUUAAAUUCAAAUUUAUAUUUUUAAUCUUUGAAUGAGAUUAAAAUCACAUCCCUCUGAGAAUUUGAAAGCUCGAUAUUCUUAAGUAAAAACUGUUUUGAUUAUCAGAUAUGUGCACUAUACUGGAUUGGAGUGCAAAGUGUUUUCAAAUUGCAAUAUAAUGAGGAAAAGGAAUAUUUUAUGUCAUUAGUAUCGCAUUUUGAUUUUCAGUGACUAUGUUUCAUCUUAAUAAACAAUAUUUAAUUAAUGUAAAAGAUAGUGAUACAUCGAAUUUGUUACGAUAAUCGAUAUUUGAUCAUCUCGAACGAAUUAUCACUUUAUCUAAAUUAAUAAUAUUUAAUCAUUUAAGCUAAUGAUUCGUUUAUUUAUCUGAUCAAAUAUAAUUUUUAUCAAUAAAUAAAUAAUAUUCCGCCUCAAAUACAAAACAAUAUUUGUUGUAUAGAAGUAGAAGGGGAAGUUCUCUAUGUGGUCCAAUCCAUUAUCUGUUACAUUAUGUAUGUACAUUGUACACACAUAUAUUAUAAAUACGAAUGUGUAGUGCGUUUCUAUUUUGCGAAUCAAUUGAACCAUGUGAAUCGAAUGGUUAUUCAAAAGUUCCGUAAAUGACGUGCCAAGCAAAUUGUUUUAAAUUAAUUUUUCUAGUCAUCUCGUGCUACGCCCGUAAUACAUAUUGUGUUAUAUAUCGUGUACCUGAUUAGAAAUUAUAUAUUUGUUGAUUGGAAAA
Acromyrmex echinatior (Panamanian leafcutter ant) is the source of this 4846-nucleotide messenger RNA. Its product is annotated as Adenosine receptor A2b. Gene Ontology annotation, cellular component: plasma membrane. Gene Ontology annotation, biological process: G protein-coupled receptor signaling pathway. The record is from RefSeq and is a predicted model, not a curated record. Gene Ontology annotation, molecular function: G protein-coupled receptor activity. Lineage: Eukaryota; Metazoa; Arthropoda; Insecta; Hymenoptera; Formicidae.